Molecule: messenger RNA, 599 nt
Organism: Candidula unifasciata
Lineage: Eukaryota; Metazoa; Mollusca; Gastropoda; Stylommatophora; Geomitridae
Source: the annotation of a GenBank genome assembly
GAGACAUGACGUCUACAAAUGAGGCCACAGAUAUUCUCAACUGUGAUGAGGAAAAUUCAAAUGAACUUCACUGUAAAGUCUGCAAUGUAUACUUUAGUAGUCUCCACAACAAGCGAGAGCAUAUGUAUGGGAAAGCACACAUACAAAAUGUCACAGAAGCCGUAGAAAAGGAAUUGUUAAGACAGCAGCAAGAAGAGCAAGCUUUCAUGGACAGUGCUCUAGUUGUCUCUGAGGACAUGUCUCAGGAUGACUUCGCAUCUGUCACCAAAACUGUUGCAACCUCUUCUAGCAGUAGUUCUUGCAGCAAUACAAGUGAUCCAGGGCCACUUCCCUCAGUACCAGUAGAUAUACAUCGCUUCAUGAUGGAGUUUAUUCAUAAAAACUAUGAGAGGGAACAAGAAAUUUCAGUGCUCAAGAAAUGUUUAAACAAAGCAUUGCAAGAUAAUGUAGCCAUGUGUAAGGAAAUACAAACACUUCAGGAAUAUCAAAACAAGUUAGAAGAAGAACUGAAGUCACUAGCCAGCACAACAUCAUCACUCAUCCUUCAAAGUGAUGCUCUCAAGAUGGUUCCCACUUUGUUUGGCAUUAUCAACUUAUGA